Dracunculus medinensis (Guinea worm) is the source of this 1149-nucleotide messenger RNA. NCBI's taxonomy places the organism in Eukaryota, Metazoa, Nematoda, Chromadorea, Rhabditida, Dracunculidae. The record is from the annotation of a GenBank genome assembly.
AUGACUUUCGAUAUUCUUUCUUGGACAGAUCCGAUGCGUGAAACUCUCAUUAAAAAUUUUCAAAAAAAUGAAUGCUUGUGGAAUAUAAUCGAUGUUGAUUAUCGAAAUAUCGCAAAAAAACGGCAGAUUUUAUGUGAUAUGGCUAAAGAGAUGUCGGAAACAUUUGGUGUUUGUAUUGGAAUUGGUCAUUUGAAUCGACAGUGGCAAUCACUUCGCGAUCAGUACAGGCGAGCGAAAAAAAAAUUGGAAAAUGCAAAUGGUCAUAUGAAGCCGUGGCGAUUCCUGCAAAUGCUUAAGUUUACCGAUACCUCUGAUAGUGCUGAUAUCACCGAUCCUCUAACCGUAUACAGUUCAUUGGUGUGGGAUGAGGCAUCUGAAACAGCACAACAUUUAUCUUAUCCCAGUGAUCGUCCAUUUUCUACUCCAAGUGCCUCAAUGUUUGAUAACGAAAUUGGUGAUUCGAUAACUUAUAACGGAAGGUCAGCAAAACGUGAAAAUGAUACAAUAGUGACAUUUUCAGCAGCAUCAAGCGAAGUCACUUCCGUACAUCCAUCUUUUAAUUCAUCGGUAAAAAAUAUCACUGUAACAUGUUCACCUACUGUCGCUCAAGAAAUUUAUGUCCAUGGACAUGCCGAAGAAUAUAGUAAUGGUGGGGCUAAUGAGAUCUUGGGUAGUAUGCUGGCCGGGCGGGAACAUGAUUCUCCUGCGCCAAGUGAUUCUUCUAUUGAAAAUCGAAACGAUAAGCAACUGGUUGAUCGAUCAUCUGUACCAACGAUAUCCACAGGUGAGAUUAAAGUGGAAAACCAAUAUAUGACAGGUCGGAAACGUUUGACUCAGAAUUCGUUAUAUCAUGGAGUUGAUAAAAGGUCAAGGUUUUCUGAAGAGAAUCAGCUUGAUGAUUACGAUGAGUUCAUUACCUUUAGUCGAACUGUGGAAAAGAAGCUUGGUUUGAUAGCGUGUCGUAAUCGUCGCCUAUAUCUAAUUGCUCAAAAGAAAAUAAUGGAUUGCCUCUUUGAAGCUGAAUUUGAGUUACUAGAACAUGAGGCAAAUUUAAUUCAAAUUAUGUUUUUAUCGUAUUUUAAUAAAUCGUUUAGCGAUGAGGAAUCGUCCGAAUUUCAGUGGGCAAAAAUGAUCAAUGAAAAAGUUUAG